GCAUUCCAUUUACCGUUUGAACGGCGCGUCGCUUUUUGUUUGAUUGAAUUUAUUAAUAAUUUGUGGCCACCGAGAUAAGGGAUCCCACGAUGGACACUCCACGUCGCAAGCUGCGCAAUCUGCACAUGGAGAAUGUGCAGAACAGUAGUACCCCGAUCAGAGUGCCGCCGUCGCCGAUGCUGAAGACCCUGGGCCACGGUACCGGUGUCAGUGUUUACCGUUUGGACCGCUCGCCCCGUCUUGGCCAAAUCCGUUCGCCGUGGGCCGUCAAGCGGAUCACCCAGAGCAUGCGGGUGCGCAAGGACACCCUCUUCAACGCCCGGAUUGUCCACGAGGCGGAUAUCCUCCGCAAACUGAAGCAUCCCAAUAUCGUGGGAUUCCGCGGCGUUGUCACCAAUGACGAGGGUGUCAACACACUGGCCCUCGAAAUGUGCACCACUUCGCUUGGCUCCAUACUCGAGGAACGUCACGACGAGGAUCUGGGCCCACUGCCGGCCAAAAACACCUUUAAGAUGAUCAUGGACGUGGCCCUGGCCCUGGACUUCCUCCACAACGAAGCUCGCCUGCUGCACGGUGACCUUAAGUCCUUCAAUGUCCUGGUUAAGGGGGAGUUCGAGAUCUGCAAGUUGUGCGACUUCGGAGUUGCUCUUCCUCUGGACGAGCAGGGCGAGAUUAAUUUCCCAAAGAAUCCCGGGUUGCGCUAUGUGGGAACCAGCCUUUGGUGCGCCCCGGAGGUCAUAGACGACAUGGAUAUCAUAGACAGCAAGGCGGACAUCUUUAGCUUUGGCCUGGUUAUCUACGAAACCCUGGCCCUGGUGCCGCCACAUACCUUAGAGCUGGACGCCGUGCUUGGCGAGGAGUUGGAAGGUUCUCACGAUUUGUCCACCGAAACGGAGAAAGUGCAGCGCAAGCAGCUGGACUUCUCCGCCGAUGAAAGCAAGGGUGGACCAGUUGAAAUGGAUGAACAUACGGACAACGACAUGAGUACCGAAGUGAUUGACGACGAGGAGGAGGAGGAGGAGGAAGAGGUCGACGAGGAUGAAGAUGACACCAAGGAAAACGAUAUCAAAGAGAACGACAUCUCUGACUUCACGCUGAACAACCUUCACUCGGCCUAUGGUACUCGCCCACCACUGCCAGUGGCCUUUCAACUCAGCGACGAUUACAACUGCAUCGUGGAGCUGUUCUAUCUGUGCACGAAUGCUCUGAGCGAGGAUCGUCCGGCGGCCAAGACCAUUUGGCAGUGCCUGGAGAACAAUGCCGCGAAUGUCGCGACAGGAAGCGAUUAGACUGAUCACCACCACUACUCUCAGCCUCCACAAUCUUCCUCCAUUUGGAAAUAAGCUCUUGAAUGUAGUUUCCCUAAUCGUCUGAUUUUUGUUUGCAUGUAUGAAUACAUAUAGUUCUAAUUUAUACCGUGUAAGAAACGAGGACAAACGAAUGCGCACAUGAAGACCAGAAUCCGCAUAAAUAUAAAAGAUGGAUAAGUUAAGUGUACAUAUUCAGCAAAAAGAGAGGUCGAAUAAAUCCCUAAAUGAAA
Messenger RNA from Drosophila subpulchrella, 1540 nucleotides. RefSeq names its product lymphokine-activated killer T-cell-originated protein kinase. The transcript is spliced from 3 exons. The coding region runs from base 90 to 1289 and encodes 399 amino acids. Gene Ontology annotation, biological process: protein phosphorylation. Gene Ontology annotation, molecular function: ATP binding; protein kinase activity. NCBI's taxonomy places the organism in Eukaryota, Metazoa, Arthropoda, Insecta, Diptera, Drosophilidae. The record is from RefSeq and is a predicted model, not a curated record.